GGAAUUGAGGCACUGAAGGCAGUGAAUUUCGCAAGGAAUGGCGUAUUAAUAUUCAGUUGACAUUCAAAGGCAAUCCGUUGACAUGUUUGUGUAUUUCCUGCUCAUCUCUGUGCUCAUCCCAGCCCUGAGUGGCGCUAGGUUGGAAGUCUGUGUCUGCUGUUCUGAAAAUACUGACCAGACGAUUUCGGAACAAUGUGAAAUUCCCGCAAAAAGUCUCACUGAAGAUGAAGUGGUGACUCUGCAUAAGCUGUGUCGCGAGCAGAAAGCUCUUCAAGAUCAAUUCACAGAUUCUUACGGAUAUCGUCAAUACGAUGCGCCGCAAUAUCUCAACUACAUUUCACUGCAAAAGUCUAUUGUUCGCAAGCCGCGGUUGCCAAUCGAAGACUGCGAGAGUGUGAAGGAAGGCAAAUGGUUCUGGAUACCAGGAAAGAAUCAAUGGACCGGCAGAAAGUACAGAGAUGAUUCAUAUUUGCUAGCUCGCAAAAUUGUGAUGUCAAAUGACACAAGUCAGAGCAUUUACCAGUUCUUGGGCUUCAAUGGUUUAUACAACAACGUGCCUUUCAGUUCGAAUCCAAUCUUGGAGAUCUUCAAUGGAACUUACGAGUUUCUGCUGCGAAUAACGCCAGCUGAGCAAACAUUGCAUGACAUCAAAUUCACAGGGUCCCGAAUUGUUGAUUACACUAAAGAGUUUAUGACCUUUGGGAGAAUCUACCUCAAUAGCGGUUGGAUUCCUUACAACUACAAGAACUACAUCACAACACCCAAAAGGACGUAUUACAGUUUAAAUAAGAAACUAACAGACAAUUCCCACUUUGUGAUUCACGAUGAGAAUGAUGUCUUCAACAUGGGCACCGAAGAUAGCAGCAAGACAUUAAGAGAAGAUCUAGAAGUUAAGGAAAUUAACACAUUUACGGAGGAUUUCAUUCACGAUGGAUAUUCAAGGGGCAAAUUUUAUGGACAUUUCGUCAACACUGAGAGCAAAUUCACAGCCAAGCUGAGAAGUGGUUUCUUUGCGGGACGUUCUGAAGCUAUUUUCACAACUGAAGAAGAGGUUGAGGGAUCAAAAAUGGUGUCUGAAAUUGAACUGAUGGAAACGGAGUUUGAGUUUGCAGAACCUACACUUGAGGUCAAUGAUCAUGUAAUUGCUGGGCUGCUCUUCACUCUGGCCGCAGUGCUGACCAUUUGCCUCAUCUUCUUUGUGCUGAAGAAAGCCUGUUGCUGUUGCUGCAGAGACAGAGUCACAACAGGCUAUCAGAGGAUGGAAGAGAGAAUUGUAGGAUAAUUGUAGAACAUUC
Phlebotomus argentipes is the source of this 1295-nucleotide messenger RNA. RefSeq lists its product as uncharacterized. Bases 83 to 1282 code for a protein of 399 amino acids. NCBI's taxonomy places the organism in Eukaryota, Metazoa, Arthropoda, Insecta, Diptera, Psychodidae. The record is from RefSeq and is a predicted model, not a curated record. The transcript has 3 exons.